Messenger RNA from Huiozyma naganishii CBS 8797, 810 nucleotides. RefSeq names its product Eco1p (gene ECO1). Gene Ontology annotation, cellular component: nucleus; chromatin. Lineage: Eukaryota; Fungi; Ascomycota; Saccharomycetes; Saccharomycetales; Saccharomycetaceae. The coding region runs from base 1 to 810 and encodes 269 amino acids. Gene Ontology annotation, molecular function: protein-lysine-acetyltransferase activity. Gene Ontology annotation, biological process: mitotic sister chromatid cohesion. The record is from RefSeq and is a predicted model, not a curated record. The transcript has a single exon.
AUGGCCAGCAGGGAAUCGCAGGCGUCGAAAUCCUAUAGACCCAAAGGGAAGAGUAAGUACAUUCAAUCGCAGAUCCAGUUUACCUCUGCUACUGGUGCAAGUAAGGUCACAAAAUGUACGAAGUGUGAGAUGACUUAUGCGAGGGAUUCGGUGGAGGACAUUGCAUCGCACCACCAGUACCAUGAUAUGCACUUGAGGGGCAGGAAAUGGCAGGCAGGAUGGGGCCAUCCGGUGAGCAUACCGAACGGUAUUCCGUCCCCGCCGUCAUCCUCAUCUUCACUGUCCCAUGCCCGAAAGAAUAGCAAUUUGGCGAAUAGUAAAAUAGUAUUCAUUAGACCGAAUCACGCUGGUGAGAUAAAUGCCACACUAGAUAUAAUGCAAAUAGUAAACGAUGAAUUGAGUGCUCCACAAGAUGAGAACGGAUUUUGGAGUGGGAUCAAUCAGACCACUUUACAAGGGAAAGCAUUCGUUUACGUUAAGAACAACAGAGCUGCAGGGGUUAUCACCGUGGAGGUCCUUGAACCCGGUAGAGGUAGGUGGAUGGUAUAUAGGGAUAAGAGCAUAGUACAGAGCGUCAAACCCAAUUUUAUCUUGGGAAUAUCUAGGAUUUGGGUCUGUAGAAGCGAAAGGGCCCAAGGUAUUGCUACUAAAUUGCUUGAGGCAGCUAGACUGCAUACAAUAACAGACAAUCCAAUUGAAAAACAUUACAUGGCAUGGAGCCAACCGUCUGAAAGCGGUGGCAGAUUAGCGUUGCGUUAUAACAGCAUGAAGCAUGCUUCAGGGGAAACCCUGAUUCCAUGUUACCUCUAA